AUGACAUCAAAUAAAAACAAUAAAUCAAAUAAUAAAAAAGAGAAUGAAUCCACUUUAGAUAAAAAUGAUAAUAAAAAUAAUAAUUCAAAUAGUUUAAAUUUUAAUGUUACUGAAUUUAUAAAAUCAUCAAUCAAUAGUAUAUUAAAUAGUAAUAACAGUAAUAAAAAUUUAAAAGAUAAAUAUUCAAAGAUUUUAAAAGACCAACAAAUAUAUAUAUCAUAUAAUGACCUUAAAGAAAUAUCAACCAUUUCCAAAAAUACAAAAAACAUUAUAUAUCUUCAAGAUUUAUUAAAAGGAUCAUCAAUAUACUAUCCACCAAAGAUAGUUCAACCUCCUACACCAGAACAAAUUGCAAAAAAACAAUAUUUAGAAAAAAUAUCAAAAGAAUAUGAAUAUUCGAAAAUGAUUAAAAACAUUUCUAAAAAAGAUGAGGAUAAAAAUGAAUUGGCAUCAUUUAAAACCCAACUUUCAAUUGCUGUCAAUAUUUUAGUUACAUUUUUUACACUUUUAGUAGUUGGUAUGUAUCUUGGAAACAAAUGGUUAAACUCAUUGGUUAAAGGUAUGAUUGUAGGUUUAGUAUUUGGUAUUGGUGGUGUCGCUGCUGAAGUUUGGUUGUUUGUUCUUAGAGGAACAGAACAUGAAUUGGGUAAAGAAAAAUCUAAAAAAACUGAAGAGAAAAUUAAAGAUUUCAAAAUUAAAAGAAGAACAAGACAAAUUAAAAAGGAACAGGAUCAAAAAUUAUUACAAGACACUUCAUCAAAUGAUAUUGUCAUAAACUAA
Dictyostelium purpureum is the source of this 780-nucleotide messenger RNA. RefSeq lists its product as uncharacterized. NCBI's taxonomy places the organism in Eukaryota, Evosea, Eumycetozoa, Dictyosteliales, Dictyosteliaceae. Gene Ontology annotation, biological process: vacuolar proton-transporting V-type ATPase complex assembly. The record is from RefSeq and is a predicted model, not a curated record. The coding region runs from base 1 to 780 and encodes 259 amino acids. The transcript is spliced from 3 exons. Gene Ontology annotation, cellular component: endomembrane system.